This is a messenger RNA of Penicillium longicatenatum, 1329 nucleotides long. Its product is annotated as putative monooxygenase. The record is from RefSeq and is a predicted model, not a curated record. Bases 1 to 1329 code for a protein of 442 amino acids. Gene Ontology annotation, molecular function: FAD binding; monooxygenase activity. The transcript has 7 exons. Gene Ontology annotation, biological process: secondary metabolite biosynthetic process. Lineage: Eukaryota; Fungi; Ascomycota; Eurotiomycetes; Eurotiales; Aspergillaceae.
AUGGUGGUCUCAGAAGAAGCGCGUCUCCGCGUAAUCAUUGUCGGAGCUGGUCUCAGCGGUAUCGCGACUGCCAUCUCCGCUGCUCUGUCAGGGCACUCGGUGGAGGUUAUUGAGCAAGCGAAAGAGCUUGCCGAGGUGGGAGCUGGUCUGCAAAUUACUCCCAAUGCAUCCAAGUUACUGCAGUACUGGCAGCUUCCUGCUGCUGUGUGGGAAGCUGCUGCGGAGCCUACUAAGUUGACGGUCCACCGGUAUUCUGGCCAAGUUCUGGCUCACGAUCCUGCGUUUAACAAAAGUAUCCGGGCGAAAUACGAUGCGCCUUUUGUGGACUUGCACCGCGUGGAUCUGCAGCAAGCGUUGUUUGCUCGGGCAAAGGAUUUGGGUGUUACUUUCCACCUCGGGGAGCGCAUUGAGCGCAUUGACUUUGAUACUACUACUGUGCACUCUGUGGCUGGGAAGCGCUAUUCGGGUGAUCUGAUCAUCGCUGCUGAUGGUCUCUGGUCUAAGUGUCGCGAGGCCUUUGUUGGAAAGAAGGACGAGCCACUUCCAACAGGUGAUCUGGCCUAUCGGAUUGUUUUGACUGCGGAUCAAAUUACCGAUCCAGACCUGAAGUCUCUUGUUCAGAACCCGGAGUGCCACUUCUGGAUUGGACCCGGUGCUCAUGCUGUCGGAUAUUCGCUACGCGGAGGAAAUAUGUACAACAUUGUCUUGCUGGUUCCUGACAACUUGCCCCCGGGAGUGUCGAAGCAGGCAGGAUCCGUGGAGGAGAUGCGCGAGCUCUUCGUUGGCUGGGAUCCAAUCCUAAACAAGUUCUUGAAAUAUGUGGAUACUUCUAUCGACAAGUGGAAGUUGAUGCACCAUGCUGAAAUGGAGAAAUGGGUCAACGACAAGUCCAACCUUGUCUUCAUUGGAGAUUCUUGUCACCCAAUGCUACCAUACUUGGCACAAGGCGCCAACUCAUCUUUAGAAGACGGUGCUGUCCUGGGUCUGCUUCUAGGACACAUGACAGAUAAGGCGCAGUUGCCUCGCAUUCUAAGAUUAUACGAGAGCCUCCGCAAAUCCAGAGGAGAGGCUAUUGUGCGGGAAACCUUCAAGCAGCGUCACGACUUCCACAUGGUUGACGGAGAGGAGCAACAAAAACGUGAUGAGAUUUUCCUCUCACAGCUUGGCAAGGAGCUGAAGGGCGCAUUCCCUAGCCGAUGGACAUGUCCUGAAGUUCAACCCUGGCUGUAUGGCUACGAUGCCAUCAAGGAAGUCGAAAAGGCCGUAUCUCAGAACCCGGAUUUGUUCUUGCGGCCUUCCGAGUCCGGAUCGUCCUGCAAGAUCUUAUAG